CAGCACACUUUGUACCUUGGCCUAUUUGGAAAUAUUUUGUAUGUAAAGAGAAUUACAAAGCCUUGGUUGUCUGGAUAGCGGAUGCAUGUACAUAGCCAGCUCUGGGGCACAGUAUUCUCUUUAAAACUUCAAACUCUGCUUUAAGAUGUUCCUCAGAGCAACAGUGUCUCAUUACACAAUGUGACUUCUCACCUUAAGAAAAAAAGAUAAAUGAAUGACACUUUGAAUUUAGAUGGAAGUAGCUGAACUACUACUUCAUCUCAUAUUUUUGGGGAAUUUCCAUGCAGCACCAAGUGUAGGUUUCAAAGGUUGUGUUUUGUUUGUAUUUCAGUGACCAGUGAGCAUAACAUGAAGACACACAAAAAAAGAGGGCACUAGGUAAAGACUAAAAUAAGAUAAUGGGGAUGGUUGACAAUCCUACACCAGAAUUUAACGUGUAAUGAUUUUAAAUAUAGAACUUUGUGUUGUUCUAAAAUCCCCCUUUUAUACAGAGGGUGAGAUCACAGUGAUAUGAAUAGGCAAAUGUAGAGGAAGUUAUACAGAAAGCAAGCAGAACGUAGUUCGGAGAAUUCCACAAAAGUAGGAAAUGAGCAACAGUCACUGGCAGUCCUACAGGGCUGCUGGAGCACAAACAGCCCAGCUGCAGUACCACGCUAAGGGAAGUUAAGGAGCUUCGAUAUCCUGUAGGAAAUCUACUGGGAGAAUGAGUCCAAAUACUUGCUGGCUUUGCAUGACAUUCAGAGCAGAAGAAAAUGGGAUCAUUUCUAAGGUCUCUUUCGAUGAAGUGCUACAGUGGUCCCAGUCUUUUGAAAAACUGAUAACAAGUAAACAUGGACCUAUGAUCUACAAGACCUACUUGAAGACAGAGCACAGUGAUGAAAACAUAGAAUUCUGGCUUGCUUGUGAAGCUUAUAAGAAGAUCACAUCACAAAGAAAAAGGAUUUAUGUGGCCAGGAAACUUUUUACAAAUUACAUUCAACCCCAGGCUCCAAAAGAGAUUAACAUUGACAGCCCAGUGAAGAAAUCAAUUGUCAGGAACCUACAGGAACCAACAGAGUCCUGUUUUGAUGAAGCACAACGCGUAGUUUACAUGCAUAUGGAAAGAGAUUCCUACCCUCGAUUUCUUGAGUCAAAGUUCUAUCAACAGCUCAAAUACAGACUCCAAACUGAUAGCAAUAUUCCAUCAGUACAUUAAAGAGAAGGGCUGAAAACCUCCAUCUCUAGGCAGCGCUUCUAAGACUUAAAGUAAACAAAAAAAAAAA
Messenger RNA from Meleagris gallopavo (turkey), 1262 nucleotides. It is a transcript of the gene RGS13, whose product is annotated as regulator of G protein signaling 13. The record is from RefSeq and is a predicted model, not a curated record. Lineage: Eukaryota; Metazoa; Chordata; Aves; Galliformes; Phasianidae.